Molecule: messenger RNA, 2055 nt
Organism: Cylas formicarius (sweet potato weevil)
Lineage: Eukaryota; Metazoa; Arthropoda; Insecta; Coleoptera; Brentidae
Product: odorant receptor 30a-like
Exons: 5
Coding region: 516-1691 (391 amino acids)
Biological process (GO): detection of chemical stimulus involved in sensory perception of smell; sensory perception of smell
Cellular component (GO): plasma membrane
Molecular function (GO): olfactory receptor activity; odorant binding
Source: RefSeq, a predicted model, not a curated record
UCCGUUGUUGAGUAGUGAAAAUCUCCAUGAGUCUUGUACAAAUCAGUAUUUUGUUCAAAUGGCACUGCAAACACUUUCCAAAAUGAAAAUUAAUUUGUUCGAAAUGAACUUGACCAUUUGAUGGUAAAAACUUUUUAAAAAUAUUUCAAUAUGUUUCCAUUCUUUAAACUCACAAGGUAUAGUUACAUUAACUUAGGUUAACUAAGAAUCACGAGUAAGUUUUCUCAAAAAUCUAUUAAAGCGAGACCUUAAGAAUUCCUAGCUUUGAAUUCAGAAUGCGUCAGAGUGAUCUGAGGCCAAAGAUCUCCAGACAAAAAUUGUAAAAUAUUAAGGGAAAAACAUGCAAAACUGACAGUUUUGUUAUACAUUCGUUAUAUUUCGUAAUUGUCUUAAUUUCCUUGACAAUUCUAGGUUUCCCAGCAUUGUACCAACCCUGACAGAAAACUUUGUUGACUAAAGUUAAAAUUAAAAGCGGCCGCCGCUGCUUCAUUAUUAUUCGGUGUGUUGCGAGCAAAAUGACGGAACACCGAUCCAUCCUAACCCCGGCGAAAAUUUUCAUGAUCUCCGUCGGUUUCUGGAAAUAUCCCCACCACCAAUAUCCCGCCAAAUUAUUUUACAAGCUUUACUCCGCGUUGUUCGUGUUAUAUUUCUUCCUCUACACGAUCUCCUUGUAUACCAAGUUCAUCAUCACGGUGAGCACAGCGUCUAGGUUAGACCCCGACGUGAUCAAGCAACUUGCUUACGUCAUCGGUUACCUCAUGACGACUUACGUGAUAAUGGUAUGCCGCGGCGCCAGCUUCAAUGACGUCAUAUCGGACAUCGCUCUGGAGGAACGGCACAUAUUAAACAGUGAGGAUGACGAUAUUUUAAAGUCCCACCUUCGAUACAUCAUAUGGGACAAUUGGAUCAACCUUCUUUUCGCGGUAUUUACUAUUGGCACUGGCCUAGCUCUUGGUAUGGAGAAUGUGCUCCGAAAUGUCGAGGUGGCGCGCUACAACAGACACCACAACGUCACCCUGGAAAGGCCUUUGCUAAUGGAGGUCUAUUAUUUCAAUCUAAACGAACAGAAAUGGGCAAAUUUGCUCCUAGUGAUUUCCGAGGUCUCCCUUGCGUGCAACACAUUGAUGUUUCUCGCAUCCAAGGUCAGUGUUUAUACUUGCAUACUAUUCGCUUCGUCUGUACUAAAAAUGAUCCAGAUCAAGUUCAGGAAGAUGGGUCUAGGUCAAGAAGAUACGCUAGCCGCUUUGAAGCAGCUAGUAGUGGAGCAUCAGCGUAUUAUCGCACUUGUCGACAAGUUAAACGGUUCGAUAAAAUACCUGAUAUUGUUGGAGUAUCUACUGAACUCGCUGAAUGUGGCCGCAGUCUCCGUUCAGUUAAUAACGUACGACAAGAAGAUGUUAUUGACUCCUAUAUUCUACCUGUGCUUUCUACUCAUUCAAGUUUUCAUUUUGGGAAUAAGCUCCAACGAAAUUAAAAUCCAGAGCCUCGCAUUGUCAGAUGCCGCAUACUCUACUCCCUGGCACGAUCAAAGCGAAGCAGUUAAGAAAAUAUUACUGACCGUCAUAGCCCGAACCCAGAUACCCCUGAAGUUAACCAUAGGUCCAUUCAGACCGAUGGUCAUAGAAUCUGCAAUCGCCGUCUGCAAGGCCUCCUACUCAUACGUCACGCUGAUGAUGCACAACGUGCAAUAAAUAGAUACCCAUUUUGAUAUUACCAAACAAUAUUUAAUAACAUUAAAUCCGGUGCAAAAGAAAGUGUCUUUAAUGACAUAAAAGUCACCGGAGUAUCCACCUAGAGCAUACAGACAAACUACUAAUACCAUAGUCAGCAGUGUUGACCAAGUACCUUUAUUUAAUAUUAUUUAAGUGUCUCAUUGACAAUUGCACUCCACGAACAGGUUUAUUCAUCUGCUCGAUGAAACAGAACACUGAAUCUUUAAGGACGAUGACUCUAUUUUUUUAUUUUCUCCACUACUUUGCGAGAAAUGAACUAUUUUUGGCAAAUUGGUCAUGCCCUUUACCAUCAUCUUCAUCAACAAACGUACAAGUAUUUUCA